Annulohypoxylon truncatum is the source of this 1068-nucleotide messenger RNA. Its product is annotated as glycoside hydrolase family 18 protein. The record is from RefSeq and is a predicted model, not a curated record. The transcript has 2 exons. Gene Ontology annotation, cellular component: extracellular region. Gene Ontology annotation, biological process: carbohydrate metabolic process. Gene Ontology annotation, molecular function: chitinase activity. NCBI's taxonomy places the organism in Eukaryota, Fungi, Ascomycota, Sordariomycetes, Xylariales, Hypoxylaceae. The coding region runs from base 1 to 1068 and encodes 355 amino acids.
AUGCAUCUUUCUACCGUAUAUAGCAGCCUCGGCCUUAUGGCCGGAUUAGCAACAGCUCUUCCCCAUGCUCACAAGGCCCGUCAGUCCACAGGCGCACAGACAGUCGUCUACUGGGGCCAGAACGGUGGCGGUACCAUCGAGAACAACGACCUCUCGACUUACUGUUCCUCCACAUCCGGCAUCGACAUUAUCGUCCUAGCCUUCUUGUACCAGUGGGGUAACGGAGCCGACAUCCCCUCUGGUACCAUCGGCCAGUCCUGCUUCAUUAGCACUGCUGGCGAAGGCCAGAACUGUGAUGCCUUGGCCUCGGCCAUCACGACUUGCCAGUCUGCCGGCAUCAAGGUCCUCCUAUCACUGGGUGGGGCCACCGCCUCUUACUCUUUGUCCUCGGACUCGGAGGCCGAGUCGAUUGGAAACUACCUCUGGCAAGCCUACGGAAACUCGGGCAACUCUAGCGGUGUCCAACGUCCCUUCGGCGAUGUUGUUGUCGAUGGCUUCGACUUUGACAUCGAAGUGAACCGAGGAAGCGAAUAUUACCCUGCCAUGAUCUCCGCAUUGCGCACCAACUUCGAAACUGAUUCUUCUCGCACUUAUCUUAUUUCAAGUGCCCCGCAAUGCCCCAUCCCAGAGCCUAAUCGAAAGUAUUCCCUUCUCUUAAUGCUGUGGCUCUUCUUGGGAGUCGUCAUCGGCAAUGCUACGUUCGAUUACAUCUGGCCCCAAUUCUAUAAUAACAACAACUACACUUACCCCUGCGCUCUCCCCAUUAACGGCAACGCCCCUUUCAACUAUGACGGAUGGCUUAACUUCACCGCCAGUGGCCCCUCAAAGGACGCCAAGAUCUUCAUCGGUGUGCCGGCCUCUCCCUUGGCCGCCAACGGCAGCCCGACUGGAGAGACAUACUACGCAACUCCCGACCAACUCUUGACUAUCGUCAACAGCGUCAAGGACGACUCGAGGUUCGGUGGUGUGAUGAUGUGGAGUGCCGGAUUCUCGGACUCAAACGUUAACAACGGCUGCACCUACGCGCAAGAAGUGAACAGCAUCCUGACAAAGGGAGCCGUUUGCUAG